UACACUACCCCGGGGAAGAAAAACUCAUCUUUAACAUUUCACGUAGUUAUAGAUGCCAGCCGUGUGUGAUGGCUGUCGGUGUCAUUUCCUUCAUUCUCGUCUUGUUGCUCGUCAUUCCAUCAGUCUCUCCUCCAGUGCUCUCAGCUACAGAUUCAUCCCUUUCCAUUGUUGAAGGGAGGUUUGGAGACUCUGUCACUCUCCCCUGUGAUGGCUCUGCACGCCGUCUCCCUGACGAUCAGCUGGACGUCCUGUGGAAGACUGACCAGAACACAGUGGCUCACUACUCUGGUGGGGAACUUGUUGUUGUGGGCUCUCACUUCAGUGGUAGAGUUACGUUCCCCAAAGAGAGGAUUCUGCGUCGAGACUUCUCCAUUGAUAUCAGCUCCGUUAAGUCCAGCGAUGAGGGCAAAUACGAGUGCGUGGUGAAUAAGGAUUAUCUCAAGGAUGUGCAACUCAAAGUUUUACCACCCCGCUUUUCUAGGUCUCUCUCUGUUGCUGUUAACGACUCGGUGACUUUGCCCUGCUAUGGUGGUGUUAACAAAUAUGAGCCAGACAAACUCUUUGUUAAGUGGGAAAGAGGAGGUGACCUGGUGCUGAAGAUCAGCUCAGAGGGGCUCACCUAUGGCCCAAAGUACGAGGGAAGGGUCUUUGUGUCUCCUGACUGGAAAGAUGGCAACUUCUCUUUGUCCUUGAGCGUUACGGGUCUGUGUGACUCAGGAGUUUAUCAGUGCUCCACCGACCAGAAGCACAAUGUAACUUCAGUCCUUCUGGAACUUAAAGAUUAUGAACACUUCCAAUCAGUCAGUCUCAGCCUUGGGAAGCCUUUCUCCCUCAGUUUACCUGAAAAACCAGUGAAGGUGACUUUCUCUAAGGGUGGAACAUUCCCCAAAGUGUCACUGUGUUCCACGGACACGGAGCUUAGAUGUGAACCAAAGUACAAGAACAGGAUGGAAUGGAAGAGCAACACUCUCACGAUGCUGAAUGUGACAUCAGACGAUGUGGGAACUUACACAGUGACCUUCUUAGAGAACUGUGUGAUCAGCCGUGCAUACAAAGUCAACAUAAUACCUUCAGUUAAUAGUCAAACAUAUGUAUUUGACUUAAUAUCUACUUUAUUAUUUUUUAUUUUACUAGCAGCAGGAGUAGGAGCAUAUGUAUAUGUAAGGAAAAUCAACAUUUGUGGCUCUUUCCUGAGCUGCUGGCAGAGGAACAAAGAUGACUCACCACCACUACAGGACAAAAACAGUCUCCGGAGUCAAUUCAACUGCUAAAGAGAGCUGAACAGGAGCAGUGUAACAAGUAACCACCUACAUCUCCUCUUCACCUCUGAUGCAACUUAAAGGGACACCUCCUGCCUUUAUGAAAAUGGAGGACCUGCUAUUUCAUGUGUCAGCCUUAAAUCCAAAGUGUGAAAAUACUUCAGAUUCUGCACCAAAUAAACCUGCUGGAAAUCUCUACAAAACCGCUGCAGUAUACAAGAUGUGCAGCCUCACCGUUUAGUACAUGUAAUGGAGGCAGAAACACUGGGGGUUUUCAAGACCAGGCUAGAUACGAUGUUAGAUUCUAUUUAGCUUUUAGGCAAACUAUGCUGUAGAACCGCUUUGGGGUAGGAAAAGGCAAGCACUGCUGGGCUGAAUGGCCGGUUCUCGCUAUGCCCUUAUGUUAUAUUAAGUCAUGUUAUGGGGUGACAUUGGCUGAGGCAGUAAGAGCAGUCGUCUGGCAGUCGGAGGGUUGCUACCGUGGGUGUGUUGAAGUGUCCCUGAGCAAUACACCUAACCCCUAAAUGCUCCUGACGAGCUGGUUGAUGCCUUGCAUGGCAGCCAAUCGCCGUUGGUGUGUGAAUGUGGGUAUGAAUGGGUGAAUGAGAAGCAUUGAUUGUACAGUGCUUUGGAUAAAGGCGCAAUAUAAAUGUACAAUCAGAGUGAGUGAGUGAGCUACAGUGCAGAGUGAGUAGCCUUAACUCCAGAUGGCUGAACGACUUGUUCAUCUGGACCAAGUGGACCAAGUGCCUGUUACGUCAGCCACUGACUUACCAUCGUCUUCUGAAAAGCUCAGGAAAUGAAGGUUGCCGGCACCGCCAUAUUGUACAUUUGGAGCCAGAGACUGCACUAUUGACUUUGUAGUUUUACCGCAAUUGUACCAUUGAGUUUACAUUGAAAACGGGUCUGAAUGACCUAUACUGGAACCUACCGCAGUGGUGCUAGUGAGCCCCGUCUCCCUCGGUCUCUCAGCAUGACCAGGAGCAUUAAAAAAAGCCACCACAGACACACACACACACACACACGCACGCACACACACACAUCAUAUAAAUUGUCCACAGCGUAAACCUUGCCUAUCACAAAGCACUGCAAGUGACUGGUUCAGCUAGAGCUGGUAAGAGUGCGGAAGAUUGCCUCAUUCUCAAACUGGUGGCCCCUCCCAACGUGGCAACAACAGUUCUGAGUGAAGAGGAGAACACCACCACCACCCUACCUGACCAAUGAUUGCCCCCCUCCAGGCAAAACUGAAGAAGCUGUGUGAGCCACAGUUCAUUUAGGGCUUUAAUGACAAUGGUAAUAAUAAUAAUAAUGAGUCAUUAAUUGUUGUACACUCGUCAUCUGAAAUGGACUGCUAUUUCAAACUAUUUACAGAGGCCAGGCUGUCCCGGGUGUCCUACGUACUGCCUUUGCCUCCAGAUUUCACUGCACAUUGCACCUGUAUGAUGACAAAUAAACUUUGAUUUGAAUUUGAAUUGAAUGUAUAGCCAUGAUAUACUCCUGACAGUCUAGUAAGACUACUAGGUACACAAUUUCAGAUAAUAGCUUAAAGCUACAAUAGGUAAGAUUUUUGUGUUAAAACAUUGUUACAAGACCAUUGUAAAUCCCUUCCUGUGAUUGACGAAAGCUCACUGACAUGUUGACUCUACCUCUGCUUGUGUUUAUAGUCCUUAAAUUCGGGUUUCAAACUAUCCAGUUGACGGACCGACACUUGAUUUUGCUGACUGGCAAGAUGAUAUACACUGCUGUACAUGCAUCUAAGCGAAGUUGUCUAAUUGUAAUAUUUUAAAAGUGUGCUAUAUAAAUAAACUUGCCAUGCCUAA
Molecule: messenger RNA, 3079 nt
Organism: Conger conger (European conger)
Lineage: Eukaryota; Metazoa; Chordata; Actinopteri; Anguilliformes; Congridae
Product: cell surface A33 antigen-like
Exons: 5
Coding region: 69-1271 (400 amino acids)
Biological process (GO): positive regulation of T cell proliferation; immune response; negative regulation of T cell proliferation
Cellular component (GO): external side of plasma membrane
Source: RefSeq, a predicted model, not a curated record